Molecule: messenger RNA, 1698 nt
Organism: Mercurialis annua (annual mercury)
Lineage: Eukaryota; Viridiplantae; Streptophyta; Magnoliopsida; Malpighiales; Euphorbiaceae
Product: protein PIN-LIKES 7-like
Exons: 11
Coding region: 257-1501 (414 amino acids)
Biological process (GO): endoplasmic reticulum to cytosol auxin transport
Cellular component (GO): membrane
Source: RefSeq, a predicted model, not a curated record
AUCUCUCUCUCUAUAUAUAUAUUAAUUCCUAAAUCACAGCCAAUAUUAUCUUCAUCUCUUAAUUUCACGCAUCGUCACCUUUUUUCAUUUCCAGGAUUUUCCUCUCUUCUUUUAAUUAAAGACAUCACUACAUAUUGACACUGUUUCAAGUUUAUAGCAACCAACAAGAAACUGAUUUGCAACCAACAACAAAUCAAUUUGAAACCAACAAGAAACCAAUUUGAAACAAACAAGAAAAAAAGAAAAGAAAAAGAAGAUGGGGUUUUUGACACUGUUUGAAGUGGCAGUGAUGCCAAAUCUUCAAAUUUUAUUAAUCAGUGGAUUAGGAGCUUUCAUGUCUACUGAUUACUGUAAUCUUCUUGGUCCUGAUGCAAGAAAAUCCUUGAACAAGAUCGUUUUCAUAAUAUUUAUACCUUCUCUCAUGUUUGCUAGUCUGGCCAAAACGGUGACACUUCAAGACAUUAUUUCAUGGUGGUUUAUGCCUGUGAAUGUAGGCUUAACCUUCUUAAUUGGGGGCAUUCUUGGAUGGAUUCUGGUUAAACUACUCAAACCUGAGCCUUAUCUAGAAGGCCUUGUCAUUGCUACAUGUUCAUCAGGAAACUUAGGAAACCUUCUUCUAAUAGUGGUGCCUGCAAUCUGUAAUGAGAAAGGCAGUCCAUUCGGUGAUCGUGAAACUUGCAAGUCCGUUGGACUCUCCUAUGCUUCUUUCUCCAUGGCGCUUGGUGGUUUCUACAUCUGGACUUAUACUUACCACUUAAUACGAACUUCAGCUACCAAAUUCAAAGCAGAACAAGAAUAUGCCUCAAAACCACCCAACAACGAUUUAGAAGCUACACUUCAGACUUGCCUUCUAAAAGACGAAGAUGUUGCAGUAUUUCCGACAUCAACCAAAUCUGUCGAUGAUCAAGAAACUCUACCUAUUAUAUCACAUCUCAGCAACGGGAAAGAGGUAUUAUCAUCAUCGCCAUGCAGUAAAUUCAUAGGAAUUCUUGGUCAGUUUGUGAAGGAGCUCUUGUCACCUCCAACUAUAGCUUCCAUUCUGGGAUUCAUGUUUGGAGCAAUUACAUUCCUGAGAAACCUGAUAAUUGGGAGUGGUGCACCCUUCAGAGUGAUUCAAGAUUCAAUCAAAUUACUCGGAGAUGGAACAAUUCCUUGCAUGACACUCAUACUUGGAGGCAACCUCAUUCAAGGCUUACGUUCGUCGAGAAUAAAGGCAUGGAUAAUCGUCGGGGUGGUUCUUGUUCGAUUCGUGGUACUCCCUGCAAUCGGUAUUUGGCUUGUUAAAGCAGCAGCAACUCUCGGGUUCCUUCCUUCAGAUCCUCUCUACCAUUUUGUGCUGAUGGUUCAAUACACUCUGCCCCCUGCCAUGACUAUCGGUACCAUGACCCAGCUGUUUGAUGUGGGUCAAGAAGAGUGUUCGGUUCUCUUGCUGUGGACGUAUUUGGUAGCAGCCGUAGCAGUAACUUUCUGGUCAACAAUUUACAUGAGCAUUUUGUCCUAAACAAUACACAUUCACCUGAAAUCCCUAUUAAUUCUUUGUAUUUCAUUUUUGGAUUUGCACAGAAUAGAAAAUAGGUAGCUGGCUUAUUAUUGUUGUGGUAAUCUUAUUAGUAUAAGUGAAGCUAAUAUCUUGAAAAUAUUAAAAUUAUAAGCACAAAAUACUAUUGUUAGAAUUAAUAUUGUGUAUUAUUAGGCCUA